Pangasianodon hypophthalmus (striped catfish) is the source of this 2155-nucleotide messenger RNA. RefSeq names its product limb and neural patterns a (gene lnpka). Bases 224 to 1453 code for a protein of 409 amino acids. The record is from RefSeq and is a predicted model, not a curated record. NCBI's taxonomy places the organism in Eukaryota, Metazoa, Chordata, Actinopteri, Siluriformes, Pangasiidae. The transcript is spliced from 13 exons. Gene Ontology annotation, cellular component: endoplasmic reticulum tubular network. Gene Ontology annotation, biological process: endoplasmic reticulum tubular network organization.
AAAUAUCCUUUUUCCGUUAUUUCGGUACUUCUCGCUGUGAUACAUAGCAGAGUUUGCUGUCUUGUUGCAGGACUGUAAAAGUUAUCGCCGUUAGGCUACUUUGUGUCAUGUUUACUAGUUAAGCUUCCUAGUUUAGCUCGUACAGUGCACAAGGUGGUGAAGUUUUUUCAGCUGUUUAACAGGAGUACACCAAGAGAGUAGAAGUGUGAAUCUACUCCUCAAGAUGGGAGCUUUGGUUUCUCGUUGGAGGACCAAGCCAACAACUGUGGAGGUAUUGGAGGGGCUUGAUAAGGAUAUCCAAACCCUUGAGGAACACAGAGAAAAGAAUCAGAAACAGCUGAAGUUAUGGGUGUACAGAUUACUUCUAUAUUCAACCCUUCUGUACCUGUUAGCCUGCAUGGUUGUUUAUAUGUGGUACAUCCCUGAACAGCUAAUGGGGAAACUAAUAUUGGCUUCACCCUUUUUAAUAUUUCCACUACUUGUAUGGCUUCUGAGAAAACUGUUAAUUAUGUUAUAUUCAAGAAGGACAGAAAGAAAUGUUGAAAAAUUAGAAGAAUUGAAAGCUGAAAAAAAGAAAAUACUUGAACAGGUGAUGGAGACGGAAACGUACAAAAAUGCCAAAUUGAUACUGGAGCGGUUUGAUCCAGAUUCUAAGAAAAAGAUUGAGCUGGAUGCUACACCCAUCGGACCUCCUGUAACUCCUCGGCAAGGUCAAGAGCUUCGUCAGAGGCAUGUGACUCCUCGCCCUCCUGUUCCUGUGACUCCAAACCUAGCAGUAGCAGCACGUCCUCCUCCUGGCCCUUCUGCCCCUCCUGCCCUGAUCUCAGCCCCAGGUGGGCCUCCAGAGAGGAACCUGUCUUCUUCUGCCCAGCACCAUAACCUGCUGAGGAGAAAUGCUACCCCCACAGGCUCCCCUGCCCCUGGUGUGGGAAUGCAUCCUCCUGGUCCACCCCUGGCACGGCCUGUCCUCCCUCGAGACAGAGGCGCUUUGGACAAGCUUAUUGAGUACCUAGUAGGUGAUGGCCCUCAGAAUAGAUAUGCCCUAAUAUGCCAGCAGUGUCUAUCUCAUAACGGCAUGGCAUUAAAGGAGGAAUUUGAAUAUGUUGAGUGUGUUAUGGCUGCUGUUUCAGCAUUCAGAUGUGCUUACUGCUACUUCCUGAAUCCUGCUCGGAAGACACGCCCCCAGGCUCCACAUCUCUCUGAAUUUAGUGAAGGCAAGACAAGCCUAGGACCAUCUGCUGUUGCCUUGGAGACAGACCAAGGUGCACCCACAUCUUCCCCAGCAGAGGAUAAAUCUGAGUCCUUUGGCCCUGUAGAGGAGGAGAAGUCAAGUGAGCAUCAGGCAGAAAACCAAAAAGAGAAACCAGGACCUCUAGAACCAGCCACCACUCUCUCUGACCUUGCUGACAAAUCAGACAAUGAACAAGAUGUAUCUGCUAUGGAGGUGGAAUAAAGAAUAUCUACAAAUUUAACCAGUCCCCUGGAAAGGUGUGCAUUAUGUAACGCAUGUUUAACGUGUUUGGGAGUACUUAGAAAGUUUGUAACUUUGAUUUAGUCUAGUUUAAGUAUACUUUUCUUAUUAAUUUCUUUCUUUUUUUUUUAAAAACUGUAAUAAAUCUGGAGGAGAUGAGGUUAAAAGACAGAAAUGCCAAUAAUUAAGUGCUAAAAACUUAUCCUGUUUGUGUUCAAAUAUAUAUUUUUUUGUUUUAUGUUGAAGUACCCUUCAAUCUGCAUCAUUCUGACCAUUUACAUGUCUUUAGUUUAGUUCUCCCUAAUGAGAAUAACUCCUCAGUGAUAGUCCUUUAUUUCAGAAGGGAAAAUUCAUGAGUACUGUUUAUGACUGAAUGUAUUUAACUUGUUUUUCCAGCAUGUACAAUAAUGCAAAAUGUCUGCUCUUUUCUGAGAAAUAUUUGAUAUUUAUAGAUGUUUACACCUUUAUUACAGUGCCUUUUUUUUUGAAGGUAUUAAGUAGGUUUAUAGUUUUCUUUGUACCUGCAGUGAGAUGGGUUUCAUGUUUACACAGAUUAGCUAGUCAUUAAAAAAUCCACAGCUAUUUAUUUAAUUAUAGAAUCUGAAGGUAGAGCAGUAUUAUAUAUGUAUGUGCCUUUCUAUUUAAGAUUUCUGUAAAAAAUAAAUAGUAAUUAUUUAAUUACUA